This is a messenger RNA of Rhopilema esculentum, 5653 nucleotides long. RefSeq names its product store-operated calcium entry regulator STIMATE. Lineage: Eukaryota; Metazoa; Cnidaria; Scyphozoa; Rhizostomeae; Rhizostomatidae. Gene Ontology annotation, cellular component: membrane. The record is from RefSeq and is a predicted model, not a curated record.
ACCUCUCUUCCACUGAGGCUUUCGGCUUGCUGAUUUCAAGAGUUUUAUUUCAAGGUUUCAAGCAGAGAUAGUAGAGAUCUCUUUUGAGAAGGCAAAAAAGUAAAGGCUGUUAAUGCGACAGGAUGGAACUGACAAACAGUUCAGUGUCUUUAGAGCGUAAAAAUGGACAACAUUUUGUGUUUAGAUGUGAAUUGAACGAUGGCUUCGGCCUCGUUCUGCAAGGAAUUCUUGCAUUUACAGCAUUCUGCAUUUUAAUAUUAAAGAGAUAUAGAGAGCCUGCUUCAGAAAGAAGACCAGUUAAAGUCUGGUUUUUUGAUACAUCAAAGCAAGCCAUUGGAGCAGUCAUUAUCCAUUUUGCCAAUGUCUUUUUAGCAAGUGCUUUCAAAGGAGACCCAUGUACUUGGUAUUUUAUCAAUUUCCUUCUUGACACAACUAUUGGUCUUGUGAUUAUUUGGCUUUUUCUGAAAAUGGCGUCAAUUUUUGGAAGGUUUAAUGGUUGGCGAUCAUUUCGAUUUGGUGAAUAUGGGAACCCCCCUCAACGUUCAUGGUGGUUUCGACAGUGUUUUGUGUACAUCAUUGUUAUGUUGAUCGAGAAGAGCAUCAUUGUCCUGUUGGUGCAAUUAUCCUUUUGGGAUGAUGUACGCAAAUUCAUUCUAACGCCCUUCAAGUACCAUCCAAAAUUGGAAGCAGGAGUUGUUAUGCUAAUUGUACCUUUCAUUAUGAAUGCCCUAAUGUUUUGGGUAGUUGACAAUUUUCUGAUGCAUCGGAAGCUUAGAAAAAAUGUUACACUUGUGAAUGAGGACAGUAAUGUGGUGAAGUUUUUAGCAAGACCUCGUGACACACACGCAUCAGAUGAUGAAGUUGUUCUUCAUAGUCUAAUGGAAAACGAGUCACAUGAUACAAUUGUUAACGACGACAGUGAUUUUCUACAUAGACGCGAUUACAGUAGAUGAGCAGUGAGCAUGCGUUUUCUCGCCAGCAAUGUUAUGAAAAUUUAACAAGGUGGUUUGCAGAAAUAACAGAAUUUGUGCCAGGAAUACAUGAUUGUGGUAGACCCUGUGUCGAUGCACCCACCUCUAACCUUCAAGGUAUUUUUCUGUGGACCACACGUAUAGCCCAUGGUGUUUUAGUUUAGAGUCCUACAAUUUAUGAUUUGUCAUGAUUAGUUUUCAUGACCAGUCUAGAGAUGAAAGAACAGAUGGGACAAAAUGAAACAGUCUCUUGGACGACACAAUUUUGGCUACAUAAGGAAAAACUUUCCCAUUUCAAGUAAACUUGCCAAUGGUAUCUUUGAAUUUCAGUAAAAAGUAAUGUUAUAGUAUUUGACAGGUUUGCCUUUAUUACAAUAGGUACACACAUAGCUUCUAUUUUUCUUGUUGUAAGAAAAUGACUGGAAGAUGCGAGUGUUUAGAUGAACUUGAUACUAUGAAUGAUAGCUAAUAUUUUACAGUAUUUUCUAUAGAUAAUGUAACAUUUCCAUCCUUUAUAAUUGUCUUUGAAGUUAAGUUUGAUUGAGCAAAUAAUUAAUGUUUUAAUAUGAAUAUUUUGCCUAUGUUAUGUUGCUUAUGCUAUGAUAUCUCCAGCUGUGAACUGGGUUCAUUGCACGCACGAGCGACAUUGUUCCUGGAAAGUGUAGUUGCUCUUCGAGGGUGUUACGUCACAGCUAAUUAAAACCGGCAAAUCAAGAUUUUUCAAUGAGCGCAUUACACAGCCUAUUCGAAGGCAAAUUUGCUGCGGGGACAAGCUUUGUUUAUAUAGAGAAGAGGAAAAAGACCUUUGCACUCGAUGUGCCUGUAGCUUGUCUUUUCAUCUCUCAGAUACCAGCAAAAUAUCUAGGUUUAGUAACAGAUUUAUAAAGAUAUUUUGUUUAAUGUUAUUUGCUUUUUUCCCCUUACCAUUACCUGGUAAAAUGGGAUCGGCAGCCCGCCCAUAAUGAAAGAAGGCAGUGGAUCACCCUGCCUAUUUCAAAACUGUCUUAAAAUUUGCAUCCUGCCAGAGUAAGGCCCCAAUAUUUACUCACUUUCAUUAAAUUUUGAUAUAAAUUACAAUCCUUUAGCAUAUCAAAAUUGACCGUAUUAUAGCCUCUACUCGCCAUCAAUUUUUACAAGUUUGCCCCACUUGAUGUCAUAAAAAACAAUACAAUUCAAUGUGGCGUGCUAGAGAAAAUCUUUUAGCCUUGUGUCACUGACUGCUUGCCUUUGAUAAACAAAUCUUCGACGACAGUAAUAAAUUCUAAUUUCAUUAUUCAAAAACAGGGGCGUAGCGUGUAGGGUGUGUGGGGGGAUGUCCCCCCCAACUUUAAGAAAACUCGUCGGUAGAAUUAAAUUUAUAACAAAAUAUUAAUGUAAAAAAGAAUUUCUGUCGGUAAAAUAUGGUUUUGCAUCUCUUACACCCCCCAGAGAGAAUGGUCACGCGACGCCACUGUUCAAAAAGUGUUUUUGGUCUAGAUUUUGAACCUUAGAAAUUGGAUCAAAUCCAAACUGGAUCGGAGCUACUUUUGAUUUGCUUUUACAUGAGACCUCGUAGAUCUGAUCCAGUUCUAGUCCCCUAUCCUACCUUUCUCUGGGUAGCUUGCUAAAAGGGUCCACUUUAGAGCUGAGUUACUUACCCAUCCGAUCCAAAAGACAGAGUGGUAGAGUGAUCCGAUCCAAAAUUGCCAACUAUGAAGCAGAAUGGGAGCAGAAUAUAAAUUGCCAAAUCUAAUUGGCGCUAAAACGAAGUUUGUUUUACUUCAAACAGUAGAAAGGAUUUGCUGACAAUUUCUAAAAGAUGUUUUCAAUACAAAAGUGGUUACUGGUUUUUUUCUAUAGUUUAAAAUUAUGUAGUUCAUCUCAUCAUCCAAGAAUGAUGCUGUUAUAAUCAGAUAUAAGAAGGGAGCAGUUUAACUACCAUAAAUUCUCUAUUAAGGCCCUUUCUCAAUAAAACACCCCUCUCUUACUAGUCCCCCCUUUUCAGAAGGAAAAAUUUACUAAGCCCCCACUCAGUUUAGCUGCCCUCCCCCCAAGAAAAUUUCAUUUAUGCCAAAAUAUGUAAACUUGAAAAACGGAGAUUUUAAUUAAUUCAUUGGUACUCUAAGGUCCUUAAUAGAAGGGGGGACGCUUAUUAAUUUAUCGAUUUUUUUCUGACCCCAUCGGAGCUUAUUUGGACCCCUCCGCUUUUUAAUUUUGAUAUGCAAUCAUUCAUAUCCCUUAUUUCAUUUGUUCUUUGUUCUUUCAGGUGUGAAAUUUCUGUAAAGUUUCUCUUAAAUAAAGAAGUUGCAUUGUGCAAAAGUUUUAACAUAGGAAAGUAGUAUAACAUCCGAAAAAAAUUACAUAGGCCUUGCUGAUGUACACAAUGACAAGCGUCUGCUCAUUUUAGUAAUAAAACAAUGCAUUAUUACAUGGUGAUAAUUGUCAUUUUGCUAUGGAUUGUAUUCAGAAGAAAAUCUCAUUUGACCCCAAAAAAGAAUCAUCGCGUGAUUUUUCAGAUUUUUCACAUUUCCGACCCCCCCCCCACUUACUAGAACCCCCACCCCCCGCUUAUUUAUUUUUUGAAAAAUUUCUGACCUCCCCCCCCAUCAAGACCCCUCUUCUAUAGGACCUUAGAUCCGACGACAAAGAUUAGGCACGGGCCAUGUGAGGGACUUGGUACUCAGAUGGAUGAAGUCGACCCUUCCGAAUGCCCGAUUUCAGCAGACGACAUGGGCAAAGAAGAUUUUUUAGACCAAUCAGUAUAUUUUUCUUUAGGCACGCGGCACUGAUUGGUCAACUAUACCGGUCUUGUGCUUGCGUUUCUCUGAUUGGCCUAUUUCAAUCCACAACUGGGUAUAUAUUUUUCAUCGUGUUCUUUCGGACCCUUAUUCUGAUGUUUUAUGCUCUGAGGAGCGUCAGACGAAAAAGCUUUUAGUCAAUAUGUUGUAAAAUGUUUGCUUCUUUCAAAGCCAUUUUCAAGUUCUGUACCGCCAAAAAACUGUUCAAAUUAAUAAUUGAUGACGAUGACAAUAUUAUUGAUGUUGGAGCCUGAUUUAAUGUUUUUUUAUUUCGCAAAUUAAGAGAACAUUUGUCUACCACUGAAAAUUGUUUUCUAUUACAAAAUAUUUAUUAAGCCCCCCUCUCUCAAACAAUAAUCCCCCUGGGGGCUUAAAAGAGAUAAUCAAUUUUACAAUCUUAAAUAACGCAAUACAAGAAAUCAACUGACAUGAUUUCCCCUUCAAAGAUUAGAUUAUCGCAAAUUCUAAACACGAAAUGUGAAUCAUAAAGCUAUUGUUAUCAUAUAGACCUCUGACUAAGCUAAGCCAAAUUGCUAUUUCAAAACCCGAAAUUUGAACAAUUCAGGAACGACUGAACCUCGUAGGGGCAGGGGGUAAUCCCAGAAAUUUAGGAUGAAUACUUUAACGAAGCGAUCGAUCACAAUGUGAAAGCAGAAAGUGAUAUGUCCAUACACUCUGUUCUUUUUAUAGGGUAUUGUUUGUAAGAAAAUUUAGCUCAAACGAAAAUUUCUUAAGAAAAUCGAAGCUAGAAUUUAGAGCCUUUUCUAAGUGACUUUUGUUUUGGGGCAAGCCUGUGCUGAUAUAAAAUAAAAAGUCCAUUGUCUGAAAAAGGUCUCUUUGGCUUUAUGGGCCGUUACCCCCUUGGCCCUAGGUAUCACAUUUAAAAAGGCCCUGAAAAAUUCGACUGUUGGCGUAAACCUUUUCGAAAUUUUUUAAGGCAUUGAGUCGUAUUAAGUAGUGUGGGUAAAAGGUAUCUUUUGCGUUAUAGGCCAUAUCUUGUUGCAUGAAAUCUUAGAGGUCGAGUCCCCAAUAAUUCUCGACAGUGGUGAUUAUCGUAUUCUGUGUGCAAUUUCGUGAAGUACUAAGAUAUUAUCAUGAUAAUACUGAUCUCAUGAAUUUACCUCGAGCUGGAUCUGAAAACAGGUAUUAUCAAAGGCCAGUUACAAACAACGGUUUACAGAAAUCUAUUAUUAUCACACACAAGGCAAAUGACGCCCCGGAUGUACGGAACUUUCGCGCAAAAGUAGAACGCACAGUCAAGAUGGUUUCUUUGCUUUGAUUCGCGUUCGCUCCAAUUCCUGUUUUUACCAGUUUUAGCAGAAUUGCUUUUCAGCCAAUCGGAGACGUCGUUUAAAGACUAAACCAUAAUCAGUUGGAAUCUUCAUAAAUAAUUGCACAUGGAAGAAUUUCAAGUCGCAAACCAGGAAUAGCCAGUUUGGAUAGCGCAGAACGACGAUUGAUAUAAAAUAAAACCUGCAGGUAUGAGUAGAAGAGGUCAUUCGUCAGCGAAGGAUAGAAGUGCUUGAAGAUCAGAAAAGAGAAGACAGCAGGAAAAUGCCAAACGAAGGAGGAAAAGGCAAAGGGAAGGAGGACAAGAAGAAGCCUGCUGCUGACGAGGGGAAAAAGGAGGCAGAGAAGAAGCCAGAAGCAGCAAAAGGCGGCAAAGGAAAGGGCAAAAAAGAAGGUCAAAAGAAAUGAACAUGGCUGUUGAGCAUCAAACAAAAGUGUUUCAGAAGGAAGACAGCUGAAUGAACAUGGCUUUAAAAGGCAACAGAACAUGAAUCUUUAAGACAAACAAAUGAAGAAAUUAACACAACUCUGUAUUGUAUUAAAAUCAAGCCUUGCUGGUUUCAUAAACAAUUUUUCCAUUUGUUUGAAAAACGAUUAAAAAAACAAAGAUUGGAA